CAUUGGAUCAAUGAUCCAAAUGGACCAAUGUACUACAAUGGAGUCUACCACCUCUUCUACCAGUACAAUCCUAAAGGUGCCGUCUGGGGCAAUAUUGUGUGGGCCCACUCAGUCUCGACCGAUCUGAUCAAUUGGCUAGCCGUCGAACCGGCUAUCCACCCGACUGAACCGUUCGAUAUCAAUGGUUGCUGGUCUGGCUCCGCCACCAUCCUCCCUGGCAACCGUCCGGUCAUUUUGUACACUGGCGUCGACACCCUCAGCCGUCAGGUCCAAAACAUCGCAUUCCCGAAGAACCUGUCGGACCCGUACCUCCGCAAAUGGGUCAAGCCCAAAUACAACCCAUUGAUCCAGCCAGUUGGCGGCAUUAAUGCUAGCUCAUUUCGUGACCCUACAACAGCAUGGUACGGUAGGGACGGGCGUUGGCGGUUGGUGAUCGGGAGCAAGCGGGGGAUGCGAGGGGAGGCGAUCUUGUACAGGAGCCGGGAUUUUAAGCGGUGGGUGAAGGCGAAGCACGCGUUGCAUACGGCGGGCGGGACUGGCAUGUGGGAGUGCCCCGAUUUUUACCCGGUGUCCAUCGACGGCAAGCAAGGGCUCGAUACGUCCGAGUACGGGGAAGGGGUGAAGCAUGUGUUCAAGGUGAGCUUGGACUUGACGAGAUACGAGUACUAUACGGUUGGUACGUACGACCAGGAAAAAGAUCAGUAUGUGCCGGAUGGUGCAUCACCUGAUGGUAAUACCGGUUUGAGAUACGAUUACGGGAACUUUUAUGCGUCGAAGACGUUUUACGAUGCCGCAGGAAAGAGAAGGAUCUUGUGGGGGUGGGCGAAUGAGUCGGACUCCGUGACAGAUGAUAAUUCCAAGGGUUGGGCCGGCAUUCAGGUUAUUCCUAGGGCUGUAUGGCUGGAUAAAGAAGGAAAGCAAUUGGUGCAGUGGCCAGUGGAGGAGAUUGAAACUCUGAGGGGAAAGCAAAUUCAAAUCAAGCACAAAAUUGUUAAGAGUGGAAAGUUUUUUGAAGUUAAAGGAAUUCAAACUGCGCAGGCUGAUGUGGAGGUGAUCUUUGAUGUGAAAAGCCUGGAGAAAGCUGAGCCCUUUGAUCCAUCAUGGAGUACUAAUCCCCAGGGCCUAUGUGGGAUCAAGGGUGGAGAGGUGAAGGGUGGGGUUGGGCCUUUUGGUCUUUUUGUCUUGGCCUCCUCCAAGCUGGAGGAGAGAACUGCUGUCUUCUUCAGGGUUUUCAGGAGUGAUGACAAGCAUGUUGUCCUCAUGUGCAAUGAUCCCACAAGGUCGUCUUAUAAAUCAAAUUUGUACAAACCAACUUUUGCGGGAUUUGUCGACGUCGACAUCGCGAAAAAUAGCAAGAUAUCGCUGCGGACUUUGAUUGAUCACUCUGUGGUGGAGAGCUUCGGAGAGAACGGGAAAACAUGCAUUACAUCGAGAGUUUAUCCGAGUUUGGCAGUAGGGUCGAACGUGCAUUUGUUCGUGUUCAACAACGGCGCAGAGGACAUAGAAAUGUCGCAGUUGAAGGGAUGGGAGAUGAAGAAUCCUCGCAUGAAUGACGGAGAGAUCUAGAUGUUCUGCGGUGUAGUAGUAGUAGUAGGGAAUAGUAUAUAUAUGCUAAUUUACAAUAAGGUGCAUGAGGGGGCUUUUUACUCCUUUUAUCAUUUCCAAUCAUUUCCGAUAAUGUUGCUCCUUGAUUUUGAAACACAUUAAUGAAAUCAAUAAUUUUUCUCUCCUUCUCA
Molecule: messenger RNA, 1736 nt
Organism: Ananas comosus (pineapple)
Lineage: Eukaryota; Viridiplantae; Streptophyta; Magnoliopsida; Poales; Bromeliaceae
Product: beta-fructofuranosidase, insoluble isoenzyme 3-like
Biological process (GO): carbohydrate metabolic process
Molecular function (GO): hydrolase activity, hydrolyzing O-glycosyl compounds
Source: RefSeq, a predicted model, not a curated record